AUGUCCGAUAACACGCUCUAUCUCUACACUUCUCUCACUGCGGGGUCAUCCCACAUCGUCACCGCUACUGCACGUCUGGAGACGAUUCUUAAGGCCAACAAGAUCCCAUUUCGCGCAAUCGACGUAGCCACCGAUGAAGUUGCUCGCAAGCUCUGGGGCCGUCGUUCUAAGGGCAAAAAGCUGCCAGGAUUGGUGAAAUAUGGGACGGUCGUGGGUGAUCUAGAGGAGAUCGAAGAAUGGAAUGAAUAUGGUGAGCUACGGAUGCAGAUUGACAGUGUGGAAGAUUUCGACAGCAUCCCUGCCACCAGCAACCCAAUUCCAAUUCCUCAAACAAAUACCAUCCCACAGCCGGCGUCGGGAACUGCCACCCCCAAACCGAGCACUAUUAAGAUUCAGAGUCCUCCGGCGAAGGAAGCCAAAAAGGAUGGUUCGAUAACACUCGCGCUUCGGCAGGCGGGUGAAGAGGCUGCCGCGAAGGCGAAGGAGAAUACAGGCGCAGAAGCUACGAAGAACACUACUUCCGUUGCUGCUGAGCAGCAGAAACAGCAACCUUCGAGCAGCGAGGAGAAGCAAGAGGAAGAACCUGUACGUCGGCGAUCGGUGGUUCCGGAAUUUGUGCGGGGUGCUGGAGGGCGUCCCCCUUUGGUGGUGCCCGAGUGGGCUGCAGAAUCGUCUGCCAAUUUUCGUGCUGAUAAUGUCGCAGCUCUAGGAUUGGUUGAACACCACCGCGGCUCUAUCAUUUCCGCCACGUCGCCGGAGGAAAUGGAGAAAGUGGCCCAGGAUUUGCGCAAAUCCAUCUCCGGUGGCCACGAAGAUAUCUUAGCAUCCUUGAAGAGCGAACAGGCGAAGGAUCCAGGACAAGAAGAGACGAUUGUGGAGGAGUCUGACAGCUCGGAUGAGGACCAGCCAGGCCAGAAUACUCAACCACAGAGCACGCAGAAACGGGAUGCCGAAGAUGCUGCAAAAGGAACAGAGCAUUGA
Molecule: messenger RNA, 981 nt
Organism: Aspergillus clavatus NRRL 1
Lineage: Eukaryota; Fungi; Ascomycota; Eurotiomycetes; Eurotiales; Aspergillaceae
Exons: 2
Coding region: 1-981 (326 amino acids)
Cellular component (GO): cytoplasm
Source: RefSeq, a predicted model, not a curated record